Molecule: messenger RNA, 2322 nt
Organism: Amaranthus tricolor (Joseph's coat)
Lineage: Eukaryota; Viridiplantae; Streptophyta; Magnoliopsida; Caryophyllales; Amaranthaceae
Product: C-type lectin receptor-like tyrosine-protein kinase At1g52310
Exons: 5
Coding region: 380-1987 (535 amino acids)
Biological process (GO): protein phosphorylation
Molecular function (GO): ATP binding; protein tyrosine kinase activity
Source: RefSeq, a predicted model, not a curated record
AUAAUUUUGAUUUUUAAUUCUAAUUUAUUACAUAAAAUUUUUUGGUUUAACCAAUGAAGAAAUAGAGCUUUUUGACUUGAAGAUAUUACUAGAGAGAAAAAGCUAAGAAGAAUUAUGGAGUAAUUCCAACUACCCAGUCAAGACACCAAAUUUCACAGUGGAGCAUUUAAGGAAGUCAUACAAGACUGUCUCCUGACUCGUGGCUGAUCCUUCAAAACCCUCUUCACCCUCCAAAUCUUUAUUUUUCAGCACCAAAUUACAACUUUUUGAUAUCAACAAAGCAAAUUCUUUUCAGACAUCAACAAAAUUGUUCAUCCUUAAAUUUUCUGGGUAGUAAUUAUCUCUAUUUAUAGUUUCCUUGUGGCUGUGCUUUAAUGGAAUGGAAUUGAAUUUUAUGUCACUGCUCUUAUUUCUUCUAGCAUGUUCUUCAAGUUCUCAACUGGUUUUAGCUUUUCAUGGUCGGAGUUUGGUUGCUUCAAAUAAAGCAGGACAUUGUCAGUCUGAUUGGAUUGUCAAUGAAAACAAUACAAGAUGCUACAAGUAUGAGCCUGAUUCGAAGUCUUGGGAUGAAUCAGAGGCUUACUGUAAGGAUCAUGGAGGACAUUUAGCCUCUCUGUCAUCGGUUAAAGAGUUGAAAUUUGUUCAAGAUCUAUGCAGAAUUAAUCGUAGUGGCUGCUGGAUUGGAGGACGAGCAAACUCUACAGCUGCACAGGGUUGGACGUGGUCAGAUAAUGAAUCUCAGCACAAUGAUUCCUUUUUUCCUAAAGUGCAGUGUGACAAUGUGCCAUGCAACAACAGAAGUGAUUCAUGUUCAUUACUGUCCACCGGAGUUGCCAUCAAUGCUGUCGCAUGCAAUAAUUCUCAUGCAUUCGUAUGCAUGGCUGAUAUUGGGCGAAAAUGCCAUGGAGGACAGUGCCACAACAUAUAUAUAAUCAUCCUGGCAGUCGUUAGUGGGAUUAUUCUCAGUUCUACCUUAGCUGUUGUGGUUUUGUUGCUUGUAUGUAGACGAAGUAAAAAACGUAGGUCCCGUAGACAAUCGAAUCUAGUGGCAUCAUCUUUAGUUCCUCCAUCCUGGAAGGUCUUCACAAUCGAGGAGCUAAAGUCGAUUUCAAAGAAAUUUAGUGAGGGUAACUGUCUUCCUGGAGAAUCCAAAACCGGAGGUACAUAUAGUGGCAUUUUAGCCGAUGGUUCCAAGGUAGCAAUCAAGAGGUUGAAAAGGUCCAAAUAUCAAAGGAAAAAAGAGUUUUAUUCCGAAGUUGGGAGAGUUGCAAGGCUUCAUCACCCAAGUCUGGUGGCUGUGAAAGGAUGCUGCUAUAAUCAUGGUGAUCGUUAUAUCGUCUAUGAAUUCAUAGUGAAUGGCCCGCUUGAUAGAUGGCUGUACCAUGUUCCAAGGGGAGGUAGAUGCUUAAAUUGGACGAUGCGGAUAAAAAUUGCCACAACCCUUGCACAAGGAAUCGCGUUUUUACAUGAUAAGGUCAAGCCACAAGUUGUGCAUCGGGACAUUCGUGCAAGCAAUGUACUUCUCGAUGAAGAAUUUGGGGCACAUCUGAUGGGAGUUGGUCUCUCAAAGUUUUUGCCAUGGGAAGUCAUGCAAGAGAGGACUGUAAUGGCUGGCGGAACUCACGGAUACCUAGCCCCAGAGUUCGUUUACAGAAACGAGCUAACAACAAAAAGUGACGUCUAUAGCUUUGGAGUCUUGCUACUCGAGAUUGUCAGCGGGCGUCGACCUGCCCAGGCCGUGGAUUCGGUUGGUUGGCAGAGCAUAUUUGAGUGGGCCACACCCCUUGUACAGUCACACCGUUAUCCAGAGCUACUAGAUCCUGUCAUAUCUAACUCAGCCUCCGACAUCCCAGAGGUAGGCGCGAUUCAGAAAGUUGUUGACCUUGUGUAUUCUUGUACUCAACAUGUUCCUUCAAUGCGCCCCCGAAUGUCUCAUGUCGUCCAUCAGCUACAACAAUUGCUUCCGUCUGCCCCUAUUGUAGAGUAAGUUUGCUUCUAACCGAACUAAAACCCCCUUCCUAAAAAUGUGUUCAUUGUGUAUUCAGAGUUUUUUAAUUUUUGAUUCCGGGGCAAGGAUAAUCCCCUACAUGCGAGGAGAGGGGGGAAUUGAUCUUUCUGUAAGAAAACCAUAAAAAAGGACUAAAACGUGGGAAAUGUUGGAGCCUCCUGCAUAAAUUUGCGACUAUGAAAUACUUUGUCGUUGUAGAUCGAAAGGAAGAAAUCAAAAGUACUGGUGGUGAAUGUAUUUUGGGUUUAAUAGGUGUAUUUAACUAUUACUUGUAGUCUAGUAUACUUAUUAAAGAUGGGCAUUCUUUCUUGAUU